This is a messenger RNA of Apiotrichum porosum, 1407 nucleotides long. RefSeq lists its product as uncharacterized. The transcript is spliced from 2 exons. Lineage: Eukaryota; Fungi; Basidiomycota; Tremellomycetes; Trichosporonales; Trichosporonaceae. The coding region runs from base 1 to 1407 and encodes 468 amino acids. The record is from RefSeq and is a predicted model, not a curated record.
AUGCUUGCCAAGCUGAAGAAACGAUCGUCGAUGUCGGCUGCCCCGGCCGCGCCGCCGCCCCCGCCGCCGCGCCGUGCGGGGACGGUAGGGGCGGUUGGUAGCAGUAGCCCUGCUGGAUUAUCUGGAUCAGGACCGACCUCGACGCGGUCAUCUACGGCUCCGACUCCGGCACAGUCUCCUGCUCCACUGCGAGUUCCCUACGCCGCUCGACCAAGCAAGGCAUCUGCUCCUCCUGCUCCUUCCACACCUUCUGCACCGCCCUCGCUUCCGCCCAGACGCACCAACACUGUCACCGCUCGUGGGUCAGCGGCAUUCCCACCUCCACCACGUGCACCGCAGCUGCCGGCUCGCGCGUCGUCUGUGUCCAGCAGCACCAGGAGCACCCCGCCGCUUCGUGCGGCUGGGUACGAGGCGAGGUCCAAGAUGGGAUCGGGUUACGAGGCUCGUGAACCACGAUUACGGGUUGCGUACCAGACUCGAGACGUCGUUCUCGCUGCUCCCCAGUUGAUUCUUCCCACACCAUCACCUGGUCUCGAGGCGAGGGAAGACCCGUUCACACCGCCAUACACACCCACCGAGUCGCCGUUCGUUCCCCCAACGCCGCCAGGUCGCCCGACACCACCCGAAUCGUUGUCCACCAUGGCCCCCACACCCGGACGCUCGCCAUUCCCCCCUGUUGGCGAGAACCCGGAGGACCAGCUAGAGAUUCCGCCACUACGCAGUGUCCACCAGCCGCCGCCGCUGCCUUCUCGCCCGCAACAGGUGGACACGCAGUAUCCUCUCUCGCCUUAUUCCGAGGAAGAGGAGCCAGACGCGCCGAGCCGUCCACAGCGAGUGCUCAACUUGCCACAGCCAUACAACAUGACCGAGUCGCUCCGCCGGUUCCAGUUUGCCCUCACGACGGCUUAUGACGGCGACGAGCUCGCCGAGUUGCUGCUCAGCACCAAGCCUGCGCAAGUGGGCGACAUCCACACGCUGUACGCGGCCGCAGCGUACGCGAACGUGUGGAUCGUGCUCGACCGCGAGUUUCUGGAAACCAUGCGCCGCGCCGAGAAGCGGUACAAUACCGAUUUCUGCACCGUCGUCGCCAUGAUCCAUCUGGUGCUCCACCGCCUGCCAGUGUACGAGUUUAUCGAGACGGAAGAAGACGACGGGUACGAUGUCGACCGGCCCGUGUUCCGUGAAGAGCUCGAGGAACGGCCGCACCGUAUCCAGAGCACGGCCCGGCGCGGGGGUAAACAUAUGACAAAGGCAAUCUCCAAGCUGCACCGGUCCAGCACGCUCAUGGUCCCCCGUGGUGGCGGUUCUGGCGGUUCUGGCGGGGAACUGUCCCAUGCGGCCAGUGCGAUGGCUACGACGGCGGGAAAGUGGCGCAAGGGCCUCAAAGCCAAGGUCGCGGCGAUGUGA